GCCUAUCCCAACAUCACCUUGGGAAGAUGUUAGUAUGGAUUUUGUCCUUGGUCUACCAUGAACUCAACGAAGCAAGGAUUCUAUCUAUCAUGGUCGUGGUUGACAGAUUUUCUAAAAUGGCUCACUUUAUUGCUUGUCAGAAAACUAAUGAUGCUUCUCUCAUUGCUGAGUUAUAUUUUAGAGAGAUUGUGCGUCUACAUGGAGUUCCAAAGACCAUCACUUCAGAUAGAGAUGUGAAGUUCAUGAGUCAUUUUUGGAGGACUUUAUGGAGAAAGAUGGGCACUCAACUCCAGUUUAGUUCUGCUAGCCAUCCCCAAACUGAUGGGCAAACUGAAGCUAUCAAUAAGAUUUUGGGGAAUGUACUACGAAGUUUUGUGGGAAAAAAUUUGCGACAAUGGGAUCUUGUGCUUGCCCAAGCUGAGUUUGCCUACAACAACUCUUUGAAUCAAGCUACGGGAAAAUGCCCAUUUGAAGUAGUAUAUGGAGUGCAUCCUUUCAGUCCUUUAGACCUUGCUCCAUUGCCCACAUCCCAACAAUUUAGUGCAGAUGCUAAACAACGAGCCAAGGAGAUCAAGAAACUUCAUGAAGAAGUUCGUGAGAAGCUACAACGUCAAACCAUUAGGGCAAAUGGUCCUUUUCAGAUAGUGGAGAAAAUCAAUGAUAAUGCCUACAAGAUCAAAAUUCUAGGUGACUAUGGAGUCUCUACUACUUUCAAUGUAGCUGACCUAUCUCCUUACUAUGAGGAUCAUGAGCAUUGAACUCAAACUCGAGGACGAGUUUUCUCCAACCAGGGGAGAAUGCAUCAGGGGAAAGCACCACAAAAGUGCACCAAGAUUGCAAGUCAGCAAAUUUCAGACUACACUCUGCAGACUACAAAUAGGCCGGUGCAAUUUUGUCAAAAGUGGCCACUAAAUUCCACAAAGAUGG
This is a messenger RNA of Rubroshorea leprosula, 927 nucleotides long. The record is from the annotation of a GenBank genome assembly. Lineage: Eukaryota; Viridiplantae; Streptophyta; Magnoliopsida; Malvales; Dipterocarpaceae.